GGUGCAGUGAAGAGUACAGGAACGUAAAAGCUCUUUUGUUUGGACAAUGCAAGUAAACGUCACGUACACCACGUGACUGUAGUCCAGGAAGUAAAACGAGUGUCAACAACAAAAUGAUGUCUUCUCCAGAAUGGCACCUGUCUCUGAAGCUGGUGGAUCAGUCAAAAUCAAUCUUUCACUUCCCAGAGAUGAUGCCUGGAGAUGUUUCUCCUGGAGGAUACAGAGUUGCUACUCUAAAACAACUUGUUGCAGCUCAGCUCCCAGACUCUGUCCCAGAUCCAGAACUCAUAGAGCUGGUCCACUGUGGGCGGAAACUUAAGGAUGACCUGACACUGGAUUCCUGUGGGAUUCAACCGGGAGCUACCCUACACAUACUCAAGAAGACUUGGCCAGACCCUGAGAGCAGUCCAGAACCUGUGAACAGAGCGACUGCAGCCAGAGAGUUCAGGGUGUUCCAUGCAGCUCUUCACUCUCUAAACUCUACCUACAGAGACUCAGUAUAUAAAAUGCUGACAAACAAAGAGUCUCUGGAUCAGAUCAUUGUGGCCACACCAGGGCUCAGGUCAGACCCAGUUGCCUUAGGUGUACUGCAAGACAAAGAUCUCUUUGUGCAGUUCACAGACCCUAACAUGCUGGACAUAUUGAUCAGCUCACAUCCAGCCCUUGUCAAUGCCAUCAUCCUGGUCCUCCACUCUGUGGCAGGCAGUAUGCCCACUCAGUCCAGUGCCAGCUCCUCUCGCAACGUCUCUGCCAGUUCCUACAGCGAUAUGCCAGGAGGCUUCAUGUUUGAGGGCAUGUCUGAUGAUGAGGAAGAUUUCCAGUCGGGGAGCCCAGCAGGUCCUUCCAGCAGAGCAGGGGCCUCAGCAGGAAUACGACCAGUGUCUCUGAGCCACAGUGGAGCAACGGGCCCUCGACCAAUAACACAAAGCGAAUUGGCAACAGCUCUGGCCCUAGCAAGCACCCCUGACAGCAGUGCGGUUACUCCAACGACAGCAAGCCAGGCGGACCCCUCUAGCGGUGUCGCUCCCAUGCCAGCAGGGACCCCAGUCAGUAAUGAUCUCUUCAGCCAGGCACUACAGCAAGCUCUGCAAGCCACCAACAUGUCUGCUCUACAGGGCCGCUGGCAGUCCCAGAUGCAGCAACUCAGGGACAUGGGGAUCCAAGAUGAGGAACUGAUGCUGAGGGCGCUGCAGGCCACAGAUGGUGACAUCCAGGCUGCCCUCGAGCUCAUUUUUGCUGGUGGCCCAGGACUCUAAGCCCAUACCCCACGGACAGAGGCUUUUAUAGAGAGAGGAGAGAGCAGGAGGAGCAGAAGGAAGCUUUUACAGGCUUCUUGGAAACUUUGUCAUCCUGCUACCCAGUAAUUAUAAGAAAAAUAUGACUGUACACACCAGAGACUGCCUCAAUGUCCUUGAAACAUGCCGCCACAUACAGUACAGUUUGAAGUGAGCUCCACGCAGUUUUUGUUAUCGAUGUGACUAGACUUGUAAUAAAUUUAAUCAUGCAUA
This is a messenger RNA of Scomber japonicus (chub mackerel), 1508 nucleotides long. RefSeq names its product ubiquitin-like 7b (bone marrow stromal cell-derived) (gene ubl7b). Gene Ontology annotation, cellular component: cytosol. Gene Ontology annotation, molecular function: polyubiquitin modification-dependent protein binding. The record is from RefSeq and is a predicted model, not a curated record. Lineage: Eukaryota; Metazoa; Chordata; Actinopteri; Scombriformes; Scombridae. Gene Ontology annotation, biological process: ubiquitin-dependent protein catabolic process. The transcript is spliced from 11 exons. Bases 114 to 1256 code for a protein of 380 amino acids.